Molecule: messenger RNA, 1749 nt
Organism: Bufo gargarizans (Asiatic toad)
Lineage: Eukaryota; Metazoa; Chordata; Amphibia; Anura; Bufonidae
Product: cytochrome P450 2K6-like
Exons: 10
Coding region: 128-1609 (493 amino acids)
Biological process (GO): xenobiotic metabolic process
Cellular component (GO): intracellular membrane-bounded organelle; cytoplasm
Molecular function (GO): heme binding; oxidoreductase activity, acting on paired donors, with incorporation or reduction of molecular oxygen, reduced flavin or flavoprotein as one donor, and incorporation of one atom of oxygen; iron ion binding
Source: RefSeq, a predicted model, not a curated record
UGUGAAUCAGCAUUGCUAAAUGAAGCAUAAGAGCUGCACCCAGCCUAGUGUACCUUAAGAAUCUAAACAUUAUCGAGGACUAAGAAGAAACCCUUACUGUUACUACUGCAAGAUUUAAGAAACCACCAUGAAUGCCUCUGAUCCCAUCACGCUGGUUCUGUCCAUCAUUUUGUGCCUUUUUCUUGCCGUGUUUUUCUAUGGACGGAAAAGAAACGCUCAUUAUAAUCUGCCCCCCGGACCCAGACCGUUACCAAUCAUUGGAAACCUGCACAUUCUAGACCUGAAGAAACCGUAUCUGACACUUCAUCAGCUGUCCAGGAAGUAUGGACCGAUAUAUACCAUAAAAUUAGGAGAAGAGAAAGUCGUUGUAUUGUGUGGAUAUGAUGCAGUGAAAGACGCCCUUGUCAAUCAUGCAGAUGAGUUUUCAGGAAGACCAAAAGUGCCUCUUUUUGAUGAAAUAAUAAAAGGACACGGUGUUAUUUUUGCUGACAAUGAGAAUUGGAAAGUGAUGAGACGAUUCACUCUGUCAACACUUCGAGAUUUUGGAAUGGGAAAGGAAGCUAUUGAAAACAAGAUUUCUGAAGAGGCUGAUUUUUUGGUAAAGAGGUUCAGAUCUUACAAAGGAGAACCCUUUGAUAACAUCAUGAUUAUAAACGCAGCUGUAGCCAACAUUAUAGUCUCCAUCUUACUGAGUCAUCGAUUUGACUAUGAAGAUCCUGCACUUCUGAGGCUGUUAAAGAUUACUAAUGAAAAUAUCCGAUUGAUUGGAACUCCAAUGGCUCUGCUGUAUAAUGCGUAUCCCUCUGUGAUGACCUGGUGUUCUACAGUCCAAAACACAGUGGCCAAGAAUGUGGGUGAAAUGCAUACGUUUAUUCGUGAAACCUUCACCAAGCAGAAAAAAAUACUGGAUGUAAAUGAUCAGAGGAAUCUCAUCGACUCGUUCCUGGUGAAACAAAAAGAGGAAAAACCAAAUCCUGAAUUAUACUUCACCAAUGAAAACCUAACAAAGCUUGUAACAGACCUCUUUGGUGCUGGAAUGGAAACAACCUCAACUACUCUGAGAUGGGGUCUUCUGCUGAUGAUGAAAUAUCCAGAAAUCCAAAGAAAGGUCCAAAGUGAGAUUGAGAAAGUUAUUGGGUCAGCUGAGCCCCAAGUGAGUCAUCGUAAACUCAUGCCCUAUACUGAUGCAGUCAUCCAUGAGAUUCAACGUUUUGGAAACAUUGUUCCAGCCAACCUGCCACACGCUACUACUCAAGAUGUCAACUUCCGGGGAUAUCUCCUGCCAAAAGGGACAUACGUGAUACCGCUACUGACCUCUGUACUCUACGACAAGGAUCAUUUCGCAAAAGCUGAUGAGUUUUACCCGGAUCACUUUCUGGAUUCCAGUGGAAAUUUUGUUAGAAAAGAAGCAUUCAUGCCCUUCUCAGCUGGUAAAAGAAGUUGUGCUGGAGAGAGUUUGGCCAAAAUGGAGCUGUUCCUGUUCUUUACAAGACUACUGCAGAACUUGACAUUCCAGGCUCCUCCUGGGGCUGCACUAGACCUCACUGCUGCAGUUGGAUUUACAGCUGGGCCACUGCCCCAUAAGAUAUGUGCUAUACCCCGUGUAUAACCUAUGAGUGUCACUUGCAUUGAAUAUUUAAAUAAUUGUCUACUGAGGUUUGUGAUUAACAUUUGCAAAGGUGACAGACUGUAGCCCACUAUUUUUCCUACUUGUAUCCUGAAUAAAUAUUCAUAUGUAUGUCUACAAUC